Molecule: messenger RNA, 1110 nt
Organism: Acanthosepion pharaonis
Lineage: Eukaryota; Metazoa; Mollusca; Cephalopoda; Sepiida; Sepiidae
Source: the annotation of a GenBank genome assembly
AUGGUCGCGGGUUCGAGGCCCGAUGAAGGAUUAGAUGUAACAGACGGUGAAACUGGAAACGACGUCGCACAGCUGAGCAAAGAAAAGCGACUUGAUACGCGCAGCGCUGGAUGUCUUUACCUCCAGUCUUCAUUAUCUCUGUUUCACGCCACCACAGCAUCGAUUACUCUCUCUCACUCUCUCUCACCCUAUCUCUCACACACGCAGGCUGUUCUCUCUCCCUACCAUCGUUUGUUGCGAUCUCUCUGUCAGUCUCUUUCUCUAUCUAUUUCUUUCUCUUUCUCUCUGUUUGUUCCUGUCUGUCUCUCACUCCUAGACUGUUGCUAUCUAUCUCUCGCAGUCUGUUCCCGUCCGUCUCUCUCGCAGUCUGUUCCCGUCCGUCUCUCUCGCAGUCUGUUCCCGUCCGUCUCUCUCACGCAGUCUGUUCCCGUCCGUCUCUCUCGCAGUCUGUUCCCGUCCGUCUCUCUCGCAGUCUGUUCCGUCCGUUUCUCUCUGUUCCCAUCCGUCUCUCUCGCAGUUCCCGUCCGUCUCUCUGUCUGUCCGUCCGUCUCUCUCGCAGUCUGUUCCCCCGUCCGUCUCUCUCUCUCUCAGUCUGUUCCCUGUCCGUCUCUCUCGCAGUCUGUUCCCGUCCGUCUCUCUCGCAGUCUGUUCCCGUCCGUCUCUCUCGCAGUCUGUUCCCGUCCGUCUCUCUCGCAGUCUGUUCCCGUCCGUCUCUCUCGCAGUCUGUUCCCGUCCGUCUCUCUCGCAGUCUGUUCCCGUCCGUCUCUCUCACUCUCUCUACCUCCUUCCCAGUCUACUAUUCUGCUUUCUUUUAUCUCUCUCUCUCUCUCUCUCUCCCAUUCCUUUCAUUCUUUAUCUCUUUUCUUUUCCUUACCUCUCAACAUGUUGUUCUCUCUCUUUUUUUACUAUGGAUUUGAAUAUCUCCUCUCUAUCACUCUCCCAUCGUUCCAUAUUUGCCUAAAUACUAUUACUUCCUCCUUGUCCCUCAUUCUCAUAACUUCUUUUUUUUCCCUCUUUCUGUCCCCUCUCUACCCAUUUCUUAAUGUUUUCUUCCUUCAUUUUAUCUCCCUCUUUCAAUUCUCCUCUUUUCUCGCUUUCAUGAUAACGUGA